Populus euphratica (Euphrates poplar) is the source of this 2595-nucleotide messenger RNA. RefSeq names its product probable metal-nicotianamine transporter YSL7. Bases 85 to 2187 code for a protein of 700 amino acids. The record is from RefSeq and is a predicted model, not a curated record. The transcript is spliced from 6 exons. NCBI's taxonomy places the organism in Eukaryota, Viridiplantae, Streptophyta, Magnoliopsida, Malpighiales, Salicaceae. Gene Ontology annotation, cellular component: membrane. Gene Ontology annotation, molecular function: oligopeptide transmembrane transporter activity.
UGAGAAUAUUCACCACCACCUUAUUUACGCUCUCCCAACUUUCUUAGCCUCCAUAAAGAAUCUUUCCUUUUUCAAGAAAACAAAAUGGACCGUAAUGGAAGAGAUGACAUCAAGGUCGAGAAUGGUUAUGAUUUGGAGGAUGAUCACGAUCACAAAAAGAAGGACAAGAAAGAGGAACAAGAAGAAGAGUUUUCAGUGGAAAGAAAGUUUGAGAAUCAAGAAGUGCCAUCAUGGAGGAAUCAGCUGACACUGAGGGCCUUUGUGUUGAGCUUCGUGUUGAGCAUUUUGUUCACCGUCAUAGUAAUGAAGCUCAAUCUUACAACUGGUAUCAUACCUUCCCUCAAUGUCUCUGCUGGCCUUCUGGGGUUCUUUUUUAUCAAGACCUGGACAAAGUUCCUUGAAAAGUCUGGCCUUUUGAAGCAACCCUUUACUAGGCAAGAGAACACUGUUAUCCAGACUUGUGUGGUUGCAUCCUCCGGCAUUGCCUUUAAUGGAGGCUUUGGGAGUUAUCUUUUUGGAAUGAGUGACACCGUGGCCAAACAAUUAACUGAAGAUAGUGAUGCCUUUAAAAAUCCAUCUCUGUCUUGGAUGAUUGGCUUUUUAUUUGUUGUUAGCUUUCUUGGACUCUUUUCGGCGGUGCCUCUUCGAAAGGUCAUGAUUAUAGACUUCAAAUUGACAUAUCCAAGUGGCACUGCAACUGCUCAUCUCAUCAACAGCUUCCACACUCCUGCAGGAGCCAAGCUAGCAAAGAAACAAGUGAGAGUAUUGGGCAAGUUCUUCUCAUUCAGCUUCUUGUGGGGUUUCUUUCAAUGGUUCUACACUGCAGGAGAUGGUUGUGGAUUUGCUGAGUUCCCCUCACUUGGUCUUAAAGCACAUGAAAACAAAUUUUUCUUUGAUUUCUCAGCAACAUAUGUUGGAGUUGGAAUGAUUUGCCCAUAUAUCAUAAACAUAUCAGUAUUGCUUGGAGGAAUUCUUUCCUGGGGUCUCAUGUGGCCUCUCAUAGAUACAAAAAAGGGUGACUGGUAUCCAGCAGACCUCAAACCAGGCAGCUUACAUGGCCUCCAAGGUUACAAGGUAUUCAUUGCCACUGCCUUGAUCUUGGGUGACGGUCUGUACAGCUUCUUCAAGGUUCUAAGCCGAACACUCGCUGCAUUGUUUUGUCAACUUCGUGGGAGAGAUGCAACUGGUGCUCUGCCUGUUGCUGACCGUUCCUCUCCUGAGACAUCCAAGAUCUCCUAUGAUGAGCAACGUCGCACCCAACUCCUUCUCAAAGAUCAAAUUCCAACAUGGUUUGCUGUUGCUGGUUAUGUGACAAUUGCUGCCAUCUCCACAGCCACCGUUCCGCGUAUAUUUCCCGAACUAAAAUGGUAUUACAUAUUGGUUAUCUACAUCUUUGCCCCAGCCCUUGCAUUCUGUAAUGCUUAUGGUUGUGGACUCACUGAUUGGUCCCUUGCUUCCACCUAUGGGACGCUUGCUAUUUUUGUAAUUGGGGCAUGGGCUGGUGCCUCUCAUGGUGGAGUUCUUGCAGGACUAGCAGCCUGUGGAGUCAUGAUGAAUAUUGUCUCCACAGCCUCUGACCUAUCUCAAGAUUUCAAGACUGGUUAUUUGACCCUUUCUUCACCUCGGUCCAUGUUUGUGAGCCAGCUAAUUGGCACUGCAAUGGGUUGCAUGAUUUCCCCGUGUGUAUUUUGGCUUUUUUUUAAGGCCUUCAAGGAUCUGGGGACUCCUGGAAGUGAAUACCCUGCUCCUUAUGCUACUGUAUUUCGAAACAUGGCUAUAUUGGGGGUAGAAGGAUUCUCCUCUCUACCAAAGAAUUGUCUCUAUCUUUGUUAUUGGUUCUUCGGUGCAGCAAUUCUGAUAAAUUUGAUCAAGGAUGUGUUGGGUAAGAAACGGGCUAGGUUAAUUCCCAAUCCAAUGGCAAUGGCUAUACCUUUCUAUAUUGGCUCAUACUUUGCCAUCGACAUGUGUAUAGGAAGCUUGAUUCUAUUUAUCUGGGAAAAUAUUGACAAGGCAAAGGCUGAUGCUUUUGGGCCAGCAGUGGCUUCUGGUUUGAUUUGUGGGGACGGGAUAUGGACUUUGCCUAGUUCGAUACUUGCUCUAGCAGGAGUGAAACCUCCCAUUUGCAUGAAGUUUUUGUCAAGGAGAACAAAUGCUAAGGUCGAUGCGUUCUUAGGGUCAUAUAUUUGAAGUUCAGAUCAACUUCAAUAGAAACUGUGAGUUAGAGCUGAAUUGCUUCCUAGACUAAGGUUAAGAAGUUUACAUAUGAAGUUCGACUCAAAAAUGCUGUAGAUAAUCACCUGCUAUUUGUGGAGUCAACAACUAUUUUCUCUACAAUCAUUUCUGGAGAAGAGAAUCAAAUGUCCAUUUACUUAUAUGUGCUUGUUAGUCAAUCCUUGGAAAUAUGCUUGUAGUUUUUUUCUUGUCUAGUUUGAAGAAGAUAGUGGCAGAUGCAUCAAACAAUGUGCAAACGGAAAAUCACAGUACCCUUUGUGAACUUUAAACAUAAUAUCAAAAGUGAAUGUGCAAAUAUUACAGGUAGCAGGCAUGUUGAUUUUGAACAUGGUGCAGUUAUCUUUGUUGAUUUCUUCUUCCUUA